UGAUGAUCGAAGACCCGCAAACAAGCUUGCUUUUAUCAUUUCCAUCUCCGCCGCGGUGCCCUUUUGCCAAAUUUCCCCUCUGUUCUGUAACUGUGGAGUGUCAAUUUUCUCUUUUUCUUUUUCCUUUUUGUAUAAACCCAAUUGCUUCAAUAUGAUCGAUCUAGACCCGUCAAGGGACUCAGAUGCGGAUCAUUUACAAAGGGCGGAUGCUUCAGCACCGGAUCCCAAUACAACGGUCAAUCACCGUUGUCCGUCGUCAACCCUUCCCACAACAAGGGACGAUUCGCCUUCGAGUCUGCAUCGCACAGCAACCGUGACCAGUACGACGUCAACCUCUGUUAAAACUGAAUUCGCAGAGGACACGCUAUCGAACACGACAGAGAGUACUCAACAUGCUGGAAAUCCUCCAACUUCUAUUGUCCAUCCAUCCUCAACGGUAGAAAAGAAACCGAAAGUGACCAAACGUGCAGCCAAAAUUGCGGAAAAGCUAAAGAACAAAGCGGGCCGAUCGCUGUUUGAUACUGACGGUGAUGUGAGUUCUCACAAUAUUCUGGAACCCAGUGCGUCGCCUGCAGGUUCCACACGCAAUUCGCGUAAAAGAAAAGUGGAACUUGCCGAUCCCGAGAAAACCGAUCCUCCGCCUGCCAAGCAGUCCAAGCCAGCCAACACCACUGCAACAUCACGUAAAGUGUCGCCUACAAAGAUAUCGGUCAAAAUCGAACCUCACACCGACCGACCAACGACGCCUCGAAAAAAAGCGACGGAACGCAAACCAGCAGCGACGCAUUCCACCACGGCAUCGGACAAAACCAAAAAGCGAAAAGCUCGUGGCGAAGAUGAAGCCAUGCCAUUGAAGCGAGCGCAUCAUCCACCUGUGUCAAAAGAUGUUCAAAGAAGGAGCUCGCCUGCGGCACGGUCUCGGAAGGAAGCUUCGCAAACCCCGCGUCCCGUGAAAUGCAGCACACAACGAUUACUACGUACACCGAAAACGCCCCUCGAUAAGCUUCGCAAUGACUGGUUGAUCGAACGAGAGACGCAGUUGCAAACGAUUCUGGAUCGCCACGAUGCCGCGGUACGCGAACUGUACCAUUUGGAAGUGUAUCAAGAUAUGCUUUCGUAUGAUCCUCAAAAAGCGGCAAUGGAGAAAGAUGAGCGAUUGAUCAAUUAUAUGCAAAAUUACGAUCUUUGGGAUCUUGUGAACGAAGAAGUGAUUAAAAAGCAGCGAGAUUCAGGAGCACGUGUCAAUACCAGACACUCACUACAUCAUCGUCGAGCUUCUUUAGUGGAUAUGUUGCAGAACGAACUGGAUCGGAUGACACCUUCAUCAGCCGCCGACACGUCCAAAGAGGCCGGCCCUUCGUUUGUGUCAACUUCCUUUGUACGCACGGGCACGGGUAUCAAACGGUACAACCGACAGUUUCCAACGUUGGGUGAUUAUCUCGGCUCGUUUAUAUCCCUAGAGGAUAAUGAAGAUAUCACACCGGAAGAAGCACAGCAAUUGGUUGCCAAGGAGAGAGCGGUCCGACAACGCCUUGCGGCACUUAAUGAACGUGGCGGAUUUUCCACCCAACUGCAAGCGAUCGCCAACCGACGACCUCAAAUGGACCGUGUAAAGCCAAAUACCCAUCACAACGUGUUACUGACUCAAGUGGUAUCGUCUGCAAAGCUUUUUCACAGCAACUCAAAGUAUCGACGUAAUGCAGCGAGGAAAUGCGCCAAGGCCGUUGACCGUUAUUGGGACGCUAUACGUACCCACGAUGAACGUUUGCAAAAGGAGGAAAUGAAACGAAUGGCGCGACUGGCGAAAUGGACCGCGCAGCAAGUCAAGAAAAAGUGGAAGAUUGUAGAGAGAAUUUGCGAAGCCAGACAUAAAGAAAUCCUCAAAGAAGAACAAGCAGAGAAAGGCCGUCGACAUCUUGAACUGAUUCUCGAACAUUCCGAACAGAUGCUCGGCGUUCGUAUGGAAGAAUUAAGUUCCAGGAAACCAAUGAACACAGAUUUGCCGUCGGAACACGGUUCGCAGGAACAAAGACAAUCGUCAUUACCGCUGGAGGAACCGCUCGAUAAAGAACCUGUUCUUUUAACAGACCAGGAGACAGCUGAAGCUUCAUCCGCUCCACAUGACGACGACAGGGACUUGGGAAUCGAACGUAUCCUUGACGAUGAUGAAAUAACGGAACAUUCGGUGGAUACUGCAGAGAACGACGUGAGGCACGGGAAAAGUAAAGAGAACGUACCGAUCACAUCGCAGCAGGACGAGGAGGCUAUGGAGGAUAUCCAACAGGAUACGAAUACGAGUGUGGAUACGCAAGAAUCAUUGAAUGAUCAGCAAGAUGGUUCACUGUCGGAUCAUCCGGAAUGGGAAGAAGAGCAGGAAAAUGAUCAUAUCAUUCAACAGGAAGGUGAAAGUGACGACGACGAUGAGCUGGCAGAUCUCACGGCUGAUCAGGACCUAUCCGUCGAAGAAUUACUGCGAAAGUACCAUUAUCGAUUGUCGAGUGAUGAAGAAGCGUCAGAAGAGGAAGACGAGCAUGAACACGACGAAAUGUCGGAAAAACAGGAUCAUGGUAGAGGUGCACACACGAUCGAAGAUGAUGAGGAAUCAAGAGGAGAAAGAGCGCAUUCUGUGAAUGAAGAGAUGGAGGAUAACGAAGAACAGCAGGAUGACGAUGAAUUGAUGGAGGAGAUUGUGUCGGUGGAUGACAAUGAGGAAGCCAACAGAAGCGGUAGCCGGCUGGAUACCCCUAUACCAGUGCUUUUACGCGGCCAGCUACGAGAAUAUCAGCACGUUGGCUUGGAUUGGCUGGCCAGUCUGUAUACCAAUGGCUUGAAUGGAAUUUUGGCGGAUGAAAUGGGUCUUGGCAAAACGAUUCAGACCAUCGCACUCUUGGCCCAUUUGGCGUGUGAAAGAGGGCUUUGGGGUCCUCAUUUGAUUGUGGUGCCUACGAGUGUGAUUCUCAAUUGGGAAAUGGAGUUCAAACGAUGGCUUCCCGGGUUUAAGAUAUUGACCUAUUACGGUAAUCCCCGAGAACGAAAGGAAAAACGACUAGGGUGGUCAAAGGAAAAUGCGUUCCACGUAUGCAUUACAUCGUAUCAACUGGUGUUGCAAGAUCAAAAUGUGUUUCGACGCAAAGCUUGGCAGUAUCUGAUUCUGGAUGAAGCUCACCAUAUCAAGAAUUUCCGCUCACAGCGUUGGCAAGUCCUGCUCAACUUUAAUUCGUCGCGCCGUUUACUUCUCACCGGUACGCCGUUGCAGAACAACCUCAUGGAAUUAUGGUCUCUGUUGUACUUUCUGAUGCCUAGCGGCGUGUCAGAAACGAUGCCUAUCGGAUUUGCGAAUCUUCGCGAUUUUCAGGAAUGGUUUUCGCAGCCUGUGGACCGCAUGAUUGAAAGUCAGCAAGGUAUGGAUGAGGAAUCGCGUGCUGCCAUCCAGAAACUCCAUACGGUAUUACGUCCGUAUUUGCUGCGACGAUUGAAAGCCGACGUGGAAAAGCAAAUGCCGGAAAAACAUGAACACAUUGUCUAUUGUCGGCUUUCCAAGCGACAACGGUAUCUCUACGACGAUUUUAUGAGUCGAGCAAAGACCAAAGAGACCUUGGCGAGUGACAAUUUCUUGAGCAUCAUCAACUGCCUUAUGCAACUUCGCAAAGUGUGCAACCACCCGGACUUGUUCGAAGAACGACCGAUUCUCACGAGUUUUGCCAUGACGGAUGAGGUACAAGAGAACGGUCAGUACAUUGAAUCGCUUGUGCGGCAUCGUUUAUUCGGCAUUCAGUCGAAAGCGCAGUUCCACGUCGAUCUUGGGUUCCUCAACCUGGUCGUCACGACGCACGAAUCUAUGGAUACCCGAACCUCGGAUCUGUAUGACCGAUUGGAUGCGACGAAGCAGUUCCUGAAAGAAAUUGUGCGUCAUCAAAAACUCGUGGAUGCAGCUGAAGCGCGUGGUUUUACCCGUUGCGAUUAUCACGACUUGAAGAAAUACGCCAAAUACCAACAACUGCGAAAACAUGCUUACACGGCUGAACGGUGGCGCACGCUUUCUUAUAUCAACAGUUAUCGAUGCGCGCAACGACCUGUGUACGGAAUUGAUACCGUGACAAUGUGCCGGUCCAUGACAGCAGGUUACUAUGUCAAAUUCUUCGCUACGGCCUCCGAUCCACGAUGUUACUUGGAUCGCAGCGAAGCCAUUCGACAAGCAGUGACCAGUUAUCGAGAUCGUAUCGACACGAACCUGGAGAUUCUCGAACGCUACGGAUUCGUUACGCCGAAAGCCUUGAUUUACCGACCCACCAUACCAAUUCCUCUCGAUCUUCCUGUGGAGACUCAAAAGCAGAUGCGCCUCAUGCUUGACAAUGACAUUUUCCAUCCUAUUUAUUCCCGAUUGUCUGUUGCGUUUCCUGACAAAAGACUAUUACAGUACGACUGCGGUAAAUUGCAAAAACUCGCGACACUGUUACGUGAACUGGCGGCUGGUGGUCACCGUGUGCUUAUUUUCACUCAAAUGACUCGUGUCUUGGAUGUCCUUGAAGCGUUUCUCAAUAUGCACGGCCAUCGGUAUCUUCGAUUGGAUGGUGCUACCAAAGUGGAAAAACGUCAAAUAUUAACAGAGCAGUUUAACAAUGACAAACGUAUCCUGGUGUUCAUCCUAUCAACACGCAGUGGCGGUCUGGGUAUCAAUUUGACCGGAGCAGAUACGGUGAUUUUUUACGACUCUGACUGGAAUCCGUCCAUGGAUAAACAAUGUCAAGACAGGGCCCAUCGUAUUGGUCAAACGCGUGAUGUUCACAUUUACCGCUUUGUAACGGAAUAUACCAUUGAAGAGAACAUCUUUAAAAAGGCCAAUCAAAAAAGAAUGCUGGAUAAUGUAGUGAUUCAAGAAGGUGCUUUUACUACCGAUUAUUUCAACAAGAUGGAUUGGUGGCGUGACUUACCGGAAGUACGAUCAUCGGAACAAGCUUUGCAUUUGGAAAGAGAUCAUCGGGACGCGAACAUGUCGUCAAGUAUGGAUAUGGAACGCGCCUUGCUUGAAGCUGAAGGUGAUGAAAACGAUGCUGCUGCGGCUCUGGCGGCGCGAAAGGAACUCAAUAUGGAUGAACAUGAAUUUGAAGAAUCGACAGCCAGCACGCCACAACGACAGAGUAGUGUGGUACCUUCCACCACGUCUCGUAGUGCGUCGGAAUCACCGGAUCCAGGUGAAGCGUCCAGUCAGAUCGUGGUUCCCCGAUCUUCAUCGAUGACGGAAGAAAUCAAGCGAGUCAGGGAAAUCAGUGUUUCUCGACAGGCGACGCCUGUGGGAGAACAUGAGGAAGAAGAGGAAGACCAGGAAGAAGAGGAUACCGAAGAAAUGCAACUGGGAGUGGGUCAUGUCGAUCAGUAUAUGCUUCGUUUCUGGGAACGUGAAGUAUUCGGUGUCUAUUUAGGGUUCGGUGGACUUCCUGAACCCGAAACCAACAAACGACCAUCAAUCAUGGUGCAUGACCAUUGAUGCGCAUGAUAGAUAUGUACAGCAAUAAGCUUUUCGUUUUUUUUUUUUUUUGCCAUUUGUAAAUAUCGGAAAUAUGAACGCAAAAAAGGAAAAAAACAAAGAUGCCAGAAAAAAUGGACAUCAUCCAAUGUCCUUUUCUUUCUUUUCCUUUUGGGAACGAAAUGUACGUGCUAUAAAAAAUAAUUGACAAGGUUAUUGUUCCAAGGAUCAAAAAAAUGACGCUCGUCACUGUAUACAUGAAGCCGGAUCUGUGCAACGGUUUGUUUAUCCUCUUUGGGAGUGGGGGUUAUGAAUACUAUUGCGGCGGUUACCUC
Radiomyces spectabilis is the source of this 5799-nucleotide messenger RNA. Its product is annotated as SNF2 family N-terminal domain-containing protein. Gene Ontology annotation, molecular function: ATP-dependent chromatin remodeler activity; ATP binding; ATP hydrolysis activity. Lineage: Eukaryota; Fungi; Mucoromycota; Mucoromycetes; Mucorales; Radiomycetaceae. The coding region runs from base 152 to 5485 and encodes 1777 amino acids. Gene Ontology annotation, cellular component: Swr1 complex. The transcript is spliced from 4 exons. The record is from RefSeq and is a predicted model, not a curated record.